Messenger RNA from Oncorhynchus tshawytscha (Chinook salmon), 2946 nucleotides. Its product is annotated as 1-phosphatidylinositol 4,5-bisphosphate phosphodiesterase delta-1. The transcript has 16 exons. The record is from RefSeq and is a predicted model, not a curated record. Gene Ontology annotation, biological process: lipid metabolic process; phosphatidylinositol-mediated signaling. Gene Ontology annotation, molecular function: calcium ion binding; phosphatidylinositol-4,5-bisphosphate phospholipase C activity. Lineage: Eukaryota; Metazoa; Chordata; Actinopteri; Salmoniformes; Salmonidae. Bases 245 to 2575 code for a protein of 776 amino acids.
GGAGGGUGUUGGCUGGUUGGGCUGAAGGGCAGGGCGCAUACUUCGUACUGGUUAUGCUGUAGACUACCGGCUACUUUGCGCACUGUCUGUCUGGAUCUAAUCGGCAGCCGAAAGUGCCCAACGCUUUCUAUCGCCGCUUUGCUAUUUGUCCAUAGAGACACUUGGAUUUGUACGUGCGCGUCAUUUCUGACCUGUGGAGUGAUUUUACGCACAGGCAAUUUGGGACUGAUCUUAUCGAAUCCGAAUGGAAUCAAACGGCAAAGCGGGAAAACAUGGUUUAGAGGGUGAUGUGGACCUUCAGUUCCUGCUGGUGGGGGGAAAGCUGAUGAAAGUAAAGUCUUCCUCUUGGAAAAAGGAGCGAAUGUACAAGCUGCAUGAUGACAAUGCGACCAUAUGGCAUGAGUCACACAGGAUCUUCAAGAGAAAACAGACCUUUUCCAUUGAUGACGUAGAUUCUGUGCGUAAGGGCCGUCAGUCGGAGGGUCUUCAGAAGCACACAGAGGCCCACGUUGAGGACCGCUGUUUCUCCAUCUUCUUUAAGGGGCGCAGGAGGAACCUGGACCUGGUGGCGACCUCGGUGGAGGAGGCUCGGCAGUGGGUCAAUGGUCUGGAGAAGAUCAUCUCUAACAUGAAGAAACUCAACCGCCAGCAGACGAGCGAGCACUGGAUCUUCAACUGUAUGAGGAAAGCAGACAAGAACAAGGACAACAUGAUGACCCUGAAGGAGCUGAAACACUUCCUCCGCCAGAUCAACAUCGAGGUGGACGAGACCUACGCUAAAUUGCUGUUUACAAAAUGUGACACGUCAAACUCUGGCACCCUGGAGGGUUCUGAAAUCAAACACUUCUAUGACCUGUUGACUCACCGGGAGGAGAUCGAUGUGAUCUACGAGAAGCACGCUGCCACGGGGGGGCAGAUGAGCGCCCAGGACCUGCUCAACUUCCUGCGGAAUGAGCAGCGUGAGGAGGCCACCUUGGAGGACGCCUUAAGACUCAUAGAGAAAUACGAGCUGGAUGACUCAGCAAAGCAUAUGAAUCACAUGACCAAAGAUGGCUUCCUGAUGUACCUGCAACAGGAGGAGGGGUCUAUCUUCAACCCCGCCCACAAGAAGGUGUUCCAGGAUAUGAGCCAGCCAAUCAACGACUACUUUAUCAGCUCUUCCCACAACACCUACCUGAUGGAAGACCAGCUCAAAGGCCCCAGCAGCACAGAGGCCUACAUCAAGGCCCUGAUGAAGAGUUGUCGCUGUGUGGAGUUAGACUGUUGGGACGGGGCCCAUGGGGAGCCAGUCAUCUACCAUGGCCACACCCUCACCUCCAAGGUCCUGUUUAAAGAUGUCAUCAAGGCCAUCAAGGAGUAUGCCUUCAAGACAUCAGAGUACCCAGUGAUCCUGUCCCUGGAGAACCACUGUACACUGGAGCAGCAGAAACUGAUGGCCAAGCACAUGAUCUCCAUCCUGGGCAGCGCCCUGCUCACCUCCCCCCUGGAGGACCAGAUGCCAACUGCCUUCCCCUCACCCCAGAAAUGUGUGUAUAGAGUAUCAGCAAAAAUUUUGGACACACCUUCUCAUUCAAAGGAGUUGAAGGGUCGGUUCAUCAUCAAGGGGAAACGUCUGAACAAGCUGGAUGCCGUCUUCAGCAAUACUAGUCCUGGAGUAGAGGAAGACUGUGUCUCCGAGGAGGACGAGGCUGCAGAGACCAACAACUCCAAGACAGACACCAACGGACAGAAGGCCAAAGCCAAGAAGUCAAAGAUCAAGCUAGCCAAGCAGCUGUCUGAUCUGGUGAUCUACUGUAAGAGUGUCCACUUCUCGGGGUUUGAGCACGCUAAAGACAACCAGGCCUUCUAUGAGAUGUCCUCCUUUAAAGAGAGCAAGGCUGUUAACCUGGCUGAGACAGCAGCUAAAGCCUUUAUCCACCACAACAUGACCAAGCUGAGCCGUAUCUACCCAGCUGGCUCCAGAACAGCCUCCUCCAACUACAACCCAGUUCCCCUGUGGAACGCAGGCUGUCAGAUAGUGGCGCUGAACUUCCAGACUCCAUCUAAGGAGAUGGACCUGAACCAGGGCAGGUUCCGAUCCAACGGGCUGAGUGGAUACAUCCUGAAGCCUGAAUUCCAGAGAUAUGCUGGGUCAGAGUUCAAUCCUAUGACCCUAACCAAGGGACCCUGGAUCAAACACAAGGCCUUCCACAUCAUGGUGAUCUCAGCCCAGCAGCUGCCCAAGCUAAACAAGGACAAGCCUAAAUCCAUCGUGGACCCGCUGGUUAAAGUGGAGAUCUACGGUGUUCCAGCUGACACGUGCAGCAAGGAGACACGCUCCAUCGAGAACAACGGUUUUAAUCCCAUGUGGAAUGAGACGUUCCAGUUUGACAUCCAGGUACCAGAGCUGGCCAUGUUGCGUUUCCUGGUCGAAGACUAUGACGCCACCUCACAGAACGACCUGAUUGGACAUUACUGCCUGCCACUGACCAGUCUACAGAACGGCUACCGCCACGUCCCUCUGCUCACCAAGCGUGGUGAUGUCAUCCCCUCCGCCGGCCUGUUUGUUCACCUCAUGCUGCUGGACGCCAAAUAGAUCCCGACCCACUUCACACUGACGCCUCCCACAUCACGCUGACCCCUCCCACGUCACACUGACCCCUCCCACAUCAAGCUGACCCCUCCCACACCGACCACUCCCAUACCACACUUGCCACUCCAACAUUAUACAAACCACUCACAUACCACACUGACCCUUCCCACAUCAUACUAACCCCUCCCACACCACACUGACCCCUCCCACAUCAUACUAAAAAGUCCAAUCCACACUGACCCCUCCCACAUCAUACUAAAAAGUCCAAUCCACACUGACCCCUCCCACAUCAUACUAAAAAGCCCAAUCCACACUGACCCCUCCCACAUCAUACUAAAAAGCCCAAUCCACACUGACCCCUCCCACAUCAUACU